AUAUCCUCUUCAAUACCUCGUCGGCUCGUCAUAUUUGCUUUUCAAUCCUCACCAUCUUCCUCCGGUGCAAAAAAAAACUUCGCGAUCAACCGGAAACCGCCAUGAUUCGGUUCGCCACAGGCGUCCUCCUCUUAUCCUUCCUGGCUAUUUCUGUGGUCGCAUCCUGUAGCCGGGACCUCAUCGGAGACGUUCUCCGGUUACCUUCGGAAGCUUCCAGAUUCUUCCGAAGUGGUGGUGUUUCCGAGGACAACGACGCCGUAGGAACCAGAUGGGCGGUUCUGAUCGCCGGCUCCAAUGGAUACUGGAAUUACAGGCAUCAGGCUGAUGUUUGUCAUGCCUACCAACUCUUGAGGAAGGGUGGGCUGAAGGAUGAAAACAUUAUUGUCUUCAUGUAUGACGACGUCGCUUACGACGAAGAGAAUCCUAGGCCUGGAAUUAUAAUUAACAGCCCACACGGGGAGGAUGUUUACAAUGGAGUUCCAAAGGAUUAUACUGGUGAUGAUGUUACUGUGGACAAUUUUUUUGCGGUUGUCCUUGGAAAUAAGACUGCCGUUAAAGGGGGUAGUGGGAAAGUUGUGGAUAGUGGUCCCAAUGAUCAUAUCUUCAUUUUCUAUAGUGACCAUGGUGGUCCUGGAGUUCUUGGAAUUGCUGAUGAUCUGCUAGAAGUCUUGAAGAAGAAACAUGCUGCAGGGACCUAUAAAAGCCUGGUAUUUUAUCUUGAAGCUUGUGAAUCUGGAAGUAUCUUUGAGGGUCUUCUUCCUGAAGGUUUGAACAUCUAUGCAACCACAGCCUCGAAUGCAGAAGAAAGCAGUUGGGGAACGUAUUGCCCUGGAGAGUAUCCCAGUCCUCCCCCAGAAUAUGAAACCUGUUUGGGAGACUUGUAUAGUGUUUCAUGGAUGGAGGACAGUGACGUGCACAAUUUGCGGACAGAAUCUUUGCACCAGCAGUAUCAAUUGGUUAAGACGAGGACAGCCAAUGAGAAUUCUAUUUAUGGCUCUCAUGUCAUGCAAUAUGGUGAUGUACAGCUUAGCAAGAACAAUCUCUUCCUGUAUCUUGGUACAAACCCUGCAAAUGAUAACUUUACUUUUGUGGAUGAGAACUCUUUGAGGCCGCGUACUAAAGCAGUUAACCAGCGGGAUGCUGAUCUUGUCCAUUUCUGGGUUAAGUUCCGAAAGGCUCCUGAAGGCUCACCUAGGAAGAUCAAAGCACAGAAAGAGUUUGUUGAAGCAAUGUCACACAGAAUGCAUAUAGAUGACAGCGUGAAACUCAUUGGGAAACUCUUGGUUGGAAUUGAGAAAGCUCCGGAGCUGCUCAAUGCUGUUCGCCCUGCUGGUCUUCCACUCGUUGAUGACUGGGACUGCCUAAAGACUCUGGUGAGGACUUUUGAGACGCAUUGUGGAUCCCUGUCCCAAUAUGGUAUGAAGCACAUGAGAUCCUUCGCAAACAUCUGCAACGCUGGAAUUAGGAACGAGAAGAUGGCUGAGGCAUCGGCACAAGCUUGCGUCAACGUUCCGAGGAGUCGUUGGAGCUCUCUGCAGAAGGGAUUCAGCGCCUGAGUCCAUCGUAAUUGAGUAUCUGAAAAUGACCAAAAUUCAUGAAGUUAUGGUCAUUUAUUGGCAAAUUUAUAGGACUUCCGUACUCCUUAUUGCUCCAUUGUACAUACCUUAAAACUCAAGUAAUCUACUCAAAACUGCUUUGGACUGCUCUGUAAUGGUGUUGUAUCUUUGAAGGAUUGUAAUUGAUAUUUGAAAGUGUGCUACGAAUGCAACUAUAUGGGGUUAGAACAGCAGAAUAAAAGUAAUUCCUCUUGGAUCUUAA
This is a messenger RNA of Morus notabilis, 1818 nucleotides long. RefSeq names its product vacuolar-processing enzyme. The transcript has 9 exons. Bases 102 to 1556 code for a protein of 484 amino acids. The record is from RefSeq and is a predicted model, not a curated record. Gene Ontology annotation, molecular function: cysteine-type endopeptidase activity. NCBI's taxonomy places the organism in Eukaryota, Viridiplantae, Streptophyta, Magnoliopsida, Rosales, Moraceae. Gene Ontology annotation, biological process: vacuolar protein processing.